This is a messenger RNA of Necator americanus (New World hookworm), 315 nucleotides long. RefSeq lists its product as uncharacterized. Lineage: Eukaryota; Metazoa; Nematoda; Chromadorea; Rhabditida; Ancylostomatidae. The record is from RefSeq and is a predicted model, not a curated record. The transcript has 3 exons. Bases 1 to 315 code for a protein of 104 amino acids.
AUGGGUGACCUUCUCAACAAUCGAAGGCAACCGCAAGUCGACCGAAAAGAUAACGAACGUAACAGUGUGGUAGACAGAGAGAACGCAGAGAAGCUGACAGAUAACAGAAUUGCGAAUACAAUAAGUAAAGGAAGCCUACUACGACGCGGACCCGGAUACGCGGAUUCGAGCGACGCUGCACGGGAGACGAUGGGCAGCUGGCGGCAACGCUUGCACUUCCACUCAAUUUCGAGGGUUAACCCUGAAAGGAGUACGGAUAGAACAACUGAACUUCAUUUUACACCGGAAACGAUUCUUAUCAAGAUAGAUGAUUGA